CUCAGCUCCUAGGCUGAGCUCGGCAGAUCGGCCCAUGAAAACUAAUGUAUUGAGACAAAGGAAAGGAGCUGUGAGAAAGCAACAUCUAUUCUCCUGGGCUUGGCAACAAGGAAGAGGACAGGUAGUGGAGACCCUGCAAUCUGAGAAGCAGACCGAAAGGUGACAAAGAAACGGAAGAUGGGUGGUGGAGAGAGGCAUAACAUUCCAGUCCCUCAACCUAGAAAUGUUACGAAGAACCAACAACAGCUCAGUAGACAGAAGACCGAGGAUCAGAAUUCCCAGAUGAAGAUUGUUCAUAAGAAAAAGGAAAGAGGACAUACUUACAACGCAUCAGCAGCUGCAUGGCAGGCCAUGCAAAAUGGGGGGAAGAACAAAAACUUUUCAAAUAAUCAGAAUUGGAACUCUAGCUUGUCAAGUCCCACCUUACUUUUUAAGUCUCAAACUAGCCAGAACUAUGCUGGAGCCAAAUUUAGUGAACCACCAUCACCAAGUGUUCUUCCUAAACCACCCAGCCACUGGCUUCCUGAUUCCUUUAAUCCUUCUGAUAAGGAAAUAAUGACAUUUCAACUUAAAACCUUACUUAAAAUACAGGUAAAAUAGUACUAAUGUUCAAUGUUAUAUAUUUAAGGGUAAGUUGGUUUAAAACAUUCACUAGGGAAUUAAUUUGCAAAACUGAUUAAUGUAGAAAAUAACUUCUUGUGCACUGGGAUAAUGGGAAGUAACAGUGCAAAUUAAAAUAUUAAUAAUUGUAUUUUGUAUUAAAUAUUUUCAAUUGAGUAACUUAAACCAUUUAUGUUUGUGAAAUGGUGAAAGAAUAAAUUUUUUCUAUUUUUGGUGGA
Messenger RNA from Sorex araneus (European shrew), 839 nucleotides. Its product is annotated as proline-rich nuclear receptor coactivator 2-like. Gene Ontology annotation, biological process: nuclear-transcribed mRNA catabolic process, nonsense-mediated decay. The record is from RefSeq and is a predicted model, not a curated record. Gene Ontology annotation, cellular component: P-body; nucleus. NCBI's taxonomy places the organism in Eukaryota, Metazoa, Chordata, Mammalia, Eulipotyphla, Soricidae. The transcript has a single exon. The coding region runs from base 178 to 600 and encodes 140 amino acids.